Wasmannia auropunctata (little fire ant) is the source of this 6488-nucleotide messenger RNA. RefSeq names its product collagen alpha-2(IV) chain (gene Col4a1). NCBI's taxonomy places the organism in Eukaryota, Metazoa, Arthropoda, Insecta, Hymenoptera, Formicidae. Gene Ontology annotation, cellular component: collagen trimer; basement membrane. The record is from RefSeq and is a predicted model, not a curated record. Bases 458 to 6403 code for a protein of 1981 amino acids. The transcript has 27 exons. Gene Ontology annotation, molecular function: extracellular matrix structural constituent.
GUCUCGCGGACCCAGAGUUCAACCGGAGGCAGCCAGGCAGGAGACCGCGAUCGCCCUCUUCUCGCAGGAGCGAGAGAAGAAGACAGGAAGAGAAGGGGGAAGGGGACGAUCCCCCGUCGACGUCGGGGAAAACGAGCGGGCCGAAGCGAGGCCUGAGCGCGCGCGACGUCGCCCGUCGCGGAAGGCCGAGAGAAGGCACUCUCUUCUCGGCCCGGUCCUUUCGGCGGAGGAAUUCUAGCUGGCGUGGCUCGGCGCGACCGCCGCCUCCACCUUCCUUCCUUCCCUCCACCCGGAGUCCAUUCAGAGACCUCCCUGGAUGGGACGGUCCGCAUACACCAUCGGUCUACUCGGUGCCCGGUCUGCGCGAUAUUUUGUGACUGCCUCUCUGUGCGGUGCUCGGUGCUUUAGCCUGUGCUUCUCGGCUCCCUAGACCCAUCGGAGGAAUAGGGAGGUCGACAUGACCCGGUUGGGAUUGCGAUUCGUCGCAUCCGCAGUUUGCCUGGCCGGGAUUGUUAGUGGGCAAUUCAAUCACACAUGGUCACCGGGUCCACCGCCGGUCGUGCCACUGGAACGAGAGGAAAGGGGCGAUAUCGGAGGGCCUACAAACGGUAACGAGGAUGAGGACUACGACAGAUCGUCAGAAUGGAAAUCUUUAAGAAGAGGGUUUAUCACGGACAACGAAGGAAAUGAGGAUUUGGAAAGGCGGAACGGCAGUUACGCAGCUGGCCAUUACAAUCCUGACGAAAGGACUCGGCAGUGGAAUCUCUACAGAAACAGAAGCGAUUCUCACAGUCAAUAUUACCCUGUCGAUCCGCGAGCUUACGAUCGAACGUCGGGCUACGAUAGGUAUCCUGACAGCGGCGGUGCGUCAGGAUCCGGAAAUGAUGAAAGUCGACCAAGUUAUCCAGGUUAUCCUGCAGGCGAUUACGAUACAUACAGCGGUGCCGGCGAAAGCGAGCGAGGAGGAGGUUCUUAUAAUUACGCUCAAGGUGGUUCUGAUGAUUCUUUUGGCGCGGGAGGUGCGGAUACCUAUCCCGGAGGCCGUGGAAGCGGAAACGUUGGCGGUCGUGGGGGCGGAGAUUCUUACAGUAGCGGUCGCGGAAGUGGAUCUGUUUACAGCGGCGGUCGUGGAAGCGGUGACGUUUAUAGCGGUCAUGGUUAUAGCGGGCGGGGUUAUGGUGCCGCCGGGGACGACGAGAAUUAUCCGAGCAAUUACCAGGUGGUACCGAUGCCUGGAGCGCCACGAAACUGCACCGGAUCGGGAUGCUGCGCGCCCAAGUGUUUUGCCGAGAAGGGAUCGCGGGGACCACCAGGAAUAAUCGGACCACAAGGUCCUAAGGGACAACGGGGAUUUCCAGGAGCAGAAGGUCUUCUAGGACCCAAAGGAGAGAAGGGAGAUCCCGGUCCGCAAGGUCCGUACGGUGCGAAAGGUGAUAGAGGAAAAAUGGGUAUGCCUGGGUUUCCUGGUAUAAACGGUGUGCCUGGAGUCCAAGGAUCUCCGGGCGCUCCAGGCUUGUCCGGUCGUGAUGGUUGCAACGGAACGGAUGGUGAACCCGGGCGUAAGGGUGUACCUGGACAACCAGGACCUCGCGGUUUGCGAGGUACACCGGGGCCUAAAGGAGAUAAGGGUCAGCCAGCAUAUGCUGGUGCUUUUCCGGUAGGUCAAAAAGGUGAACCUGGUUUGGAUGGUGUAAGAGGGCCCCCCGGUCCCCCCGGUUUUCAAGGAGAGCGUGGUCCGUCUGGCAUGAAGGGUGAACGAGGUCCCUAUGGUACUCCUGGAAUACCAGGUCCAAAAGGAGAAAAAGGAAACAUGGGUCUUGGAUUUGAAGGAUUAAAGGGCGACAAAGGUCAGAAGGGUGAAUCAGGGCCUCCAGGUACGACCGCGCCCAUCAUGCCGUUCGAGGGAGCCUCAGAUGUAAUAGGUCCACCCGGAGAAUCGGGACAAAGAGGAGAUAAAGGUGAAAUGGGACCGGAAGGACAAAAAGGAGAACCAGGAUUCAUAGGUGAUCAUGGUAUACCUGGAGGAUUAGGUCAGAAAGGAGAGAAGGGUCUUCCAGGUGCUCCAGGCAUUCGUGGUAGAGAUGGUUUCUCUGGACCUCCCGGACCUCCUGGACGAAAAGGUGAUCGAGGUAUUGACGGAUUGGAAGGACUUUCUGGACGACCCGGUAAAAAAGGAGAACCCGGUCGAGAUGGACCUAUGGGUUUUGCAGGUAUACGAGGGCCUCCUGGUCCACCAGGUGGUGGUAAAGGAAGACCGGGGCCACCAGGUCCGAAAGGACCACGUGGUUUUCCAGGGCCUACUGGACCGCGAGGAACAGACGGCUAUCCAGGAGAUCCAGGGCCAAGAGGACCCAUAGGUUUACAAGGAGGUCCCGGAUUGUCUGGAAUUCCAGGUCCAGAAGGCUUACCAGGAGAAAAAGGUGCAAAGGGUGAGCCUGGCUUGACUGGAUUCCCUGGAAGUCCAGGACAACGUGGAUUCGAUGGACCACCUGGAGCAGUGGGACAGCGAGGGCCACUAGGAGAAAAAGGAUUAUCAAUAAUGGGACCAAAAGGAAUGGAUGGAACGCCCGGCUACGAUGGAGAAAAAGGUCAAAAAGGAGAACGUGGUUACCCGGGUGUUCGAGGUUUACCAGGAGACUCUCUAGACGGUAUUCCAGGAGUACCGGGUAUAUCGGGUAAGGUCGGAGAACCCGGAACGCCAGGAAGAGACGGUAUACCAGGUCUUCGUGGAGAGAUUGGAGAGAAAGGCGAUAUCGGCGGUUAUUGUUCAGAUUGUUUACCGGGAUUACAAGGCGUUAAAGGAGAUCGCGGUUUUGAUGGUGCGCCCGGACAAUCUGGUCUUCGAGGGCCACCAGGAGAACGAGGUUUUCCUGGAGAAACUGGAGCGGAUGGUGUGCCAGGUUUAACCGGAUCUCCAGGACCACCGGGAAAAGAUGGUAUACCCGGUGCUCCAGGACCUCAAGGAGAGCAAGGAACUCCAGCUAUCGUAACAGAGAAUAUGCUUAAAGUGAAAAAAGGUGAUAAAGGAGAACCUGGAGAGUUUGGUCGACAAGGUCCGCUAGGACCAGAAGGAGCUAGGGGAGAAAAGGGUAAUCCUGGACUCGGAGGCUUCCCCGGGCUAAAAGGAACGGCGGGAGAUCGCGGUUUUCCUGGACAAGCUGGUGUACCAGGAACUCCAGGCGUACCUGGACGCAAGGGCGAGAAAGGAUUAAGUAUAAAAGGUGAACCUGGAGAAUCAGGUCGACCGGGAUUCACAGGACAGAAAGGAGAGCCUGGUUUAUACGGGUUUAAGGGUGAACCUGGUCAAUGUCCACCACUGGAUCUUACGAAAGGCUUCAAAGGUGAUCGAGGUUUAACCGGUGACAAGGGAGAACCUGGACCACCUGGAUUAGAUGGAUUACCUGGUGAUAAAGGAUUGCAAGGCUUCUCGGGGGCACCUGGUGCACUUGGUCCAAUCGGUGCUCCUGGACCUGUGGGUGCAAGAGGUUUACCUGGUCCACGUGGUGAUAAGGGUAACAUGGGUCCUAUGGGUUUCCCAGGAGAGUCUGGUCGAGAAGGACCUAGAGGUUUCCCGGGUGCUCCGGCUCCAAAGGGUGAUAAAGGCGAAUCUGGAAUAUCAGUUAAAGGUAGCCCUGGUCUAACAGGUCCUCCGGGUGAAAAAGGAGAGAAAGGUCUUCCUGGACCACCAGGAAAAGAAGGUCCACCUGGUAAUCAGGGAUAUCCAGGCUUUAAUGGCGAGAAAGGAGAUAUCGGCGCACCGGGAAUAAAUGGUUUGCCAGGAGCACCUGGUGAGAAAGGAGACACAGGUCUAAUUGGCCCACCUGGUCCUCCAGGUGUUCCUGGUAUUCCUGGAACGGAUGGAAUCAAAGGCGAGCGAGGAUUAAUAGGAGAGCCAGGCAGACAAGGUAUCCCUGGAUUCCCAGGAAUAAAAGGUGACCGCGGUGAACUAGGUGUCGAUGGACCAAAAGGAUUUGCCGGCAAACCAGGACCACAUGGCCCUCCAGGUAGACCCGGAAGUGAAGGUCAACCAGGUUUUAAGGGUGAACGCGGUGAGAAAGGUUCGCCAGGAUUCCCUGGAUUACCAGGUAUGGACGGAUUACCUGGUCGUCCUGGUAUAUCCGGUUUAAAAGGAGAUUGGGGACCACCUGGUACGCAUGGUUUACCAGGAAUCAUGGGUUAUGAAGGACUUAAGGGUGAUAUGGGUCCACCGGGUCCACCGGGAAGGAAAGGAGAACCAGGACAAGUCUCAGAAAAAGGACAGAAAGGUGAGCCAGGAAUGCCUGGAGUACGAGGUUUACCAGGUCCUCCAGGACAAGAUGGUUUUGAUGGACUGAAGGGCGAACCUGGUUUACCAGGUUACGGCAAAGACGGAUUACCUGGAUCACAAGGUGAGCCGGGUAUACUGGGUCGGGAUGGAUUGCCAGGAUCCCAAGGACAAAAAGGUGAUACUGGCGUACGAGGAUUCCCUGGAAUAAAAGGCGACUUUGGUCCACCGGGUAGAUCCGGAGAACCAGGUCCGCCCGGCAUAGAUGGACUUCCUGGAGAACCUGGCGAUAUCGGGCCAUCGGGAGUACCUGGUUACCCUGGACUUGAUGGUGAAAUGGGUCCUCCUGGACAACCUGGUCUCGAUGGUGUUAAAGGAGACCGCGGUUUACCAGGACUUAUCGGAUUGCCUGGUAUAUCUGGACCACUUGGAGAAAAGGGAGAUCGUGGUCCUCCGGGACCUACAAUCCAGAUUAAGGGUGAGAAGGGUGAGCCAGGUAUUCCUGGACUUUCUGGCGAAAGAGGAGAGAAAGGAGAUCGAGGUUUAGUAGGUACGCCUGGUUAUGAUGGUGAUAAGGGUGAUAGAGGUCUAUCUGGAUUGGGGGGAGCCCCUGGAUCUUUAGGUGCUCCCGGACCAAAAGGCGAACAAGGACCUCCUGGUAUUCCUGGAGGACCUGGAAUUACGGUAAAGGGCGAAAAAGGUUUGCCAGGUCUGUUGGGUAAACACGGUAGAGACGGAUUUCCAGGACAACCCGGUCAUAAAGGUGAACUAGGAUUGCCUGGUUUGCCUGGACCAAAAGGAGACAUUGGUCCUUACGGGCCAGUUGGACCACAAGGUGAAAAAGGAGAUCGAGGGCUACAGGGUCCGACUGGAUUUCCAGGACGUGAGGGAGCUCGAGGUCUCGAUGGUGUACCGGGCUUAUCUGGUGAUAGAGGACAGAAAGGUGAACAAGGACCGCCGGGAUUAUUUGGUGCUCCAGGAGAAACGGGAGAACCCGGUUUACCAGGACCAAGUGGAGUGGCUGGUUUCCCAGGAGAAAAAGGUGACAAAGGUUGGGAUGGUCUAAAUGGUGAACCUGGACUAAUUGGCGAGAAGGGUGAUAGAGGAUAUCCUGGUGCAGUUGGAUUAAUGGGUAUCGCUGGCCGCGAAGGUCCGAAAGGUGAAAGGGGUGAGGACUGUCUCGAACCGCCGAUGGGACCUAAAGGAGAUCGCGGAUAUCCUGGACCGACCGGACCGCCUGGUCAAUCGGGAGAGAAAGGACUUCCGGGUCCGCCUGGUUUCCCCGGCUUAGACGGCAUUAAGGGCGCCCAAGGUUUUAUCGGUCCACCGGGACCUCCUGGGCUAUCGGGAAUGCCUGGACCUGUCGGUGUGUCAGGUUUACCGGGUAUUCAAGGUCCCAUCGGUGCGCCAGGACUUGUCGGCGAGCCAGGUGCACCCUGCGAAACGACACCUGACUAUCUGACCGGUAUCCUUCUGGUCAAGCACAGCCAAAGUCAAAGCUUGCCGAUUUGCGAGCCGGGUCAUAUUAAACUCUGGGAGGGAUACAGUUUGCUCUACACCGACGGCGACGAGAGAGCGCACUCGCAAGACUUAGGUUAUGCCGGCUCGUGUGUAAGAAAAUUCUCAACGAUACCCUUCCUGUUUUGCGACGUCAACAACGUCUGCCAUUACGCUAGUCGCAAUGAUCGUUCUUACUGGCUAUCUACCAAUAGGCCAAUUCCCAUGAUGCCCGUCGAGGAGACGGCGAUAGAAGAAUAUAUCUCCAGGUGUGUGGUGUGCGAGGUUCCGGCUAAUGUGAUAGCGGUACACAGUCAAUCGAUAAGCAUUCCAGAAUGUCCGGCGGGAUGGACCGGUCUUUGGAUCGGUUAUAGUUUUGUAAUGCACACCGGCGCAGGUUCCCAGGGCGGCGGCCAGUCCCUGUCGAGUCCCGGUUCCUGCCUGGAGGACUUCCGCGCCACACCGUUCAUCGAGUGCAACGGCGCCAAAGGACACUGCCACUACUAUUCUAAUCAGUUCAGCUUCUGGAUGGUGACCAUAGAGGACGGCCAGCAGUUCAGGAGUCCCGAGAAACAGACCCUAAAGGCGGGCAAUCUUAGAUCCCGAAUAAGUCGCUGCCAAGUUUGUAUAAAGAAUACGUAAACGUGCGCGCCACCGUUUACACACGAAACACAUACACACAUACACACACACACACACACACACACACACACACACACACACACAC